AUGCUAGCACCACGUCUUUCCUGGCAAGAGGCAAAACAAUUUCUUUCCAUUUUCUAUCCUCCCAAACCAACUUUUCUUCCCGCUGAUUACCCAGAUUUGUCUGGUAAAGUAGUGAUUGUUACCGGUGGUAAUACCGGGGUUGGUUACCACACUGCUAAAUUGAUGGCUGGUGUUUGUAAUGCCAAGGUUUAUAUUCUUUCUAGAAGUGAAGAGAAAUCUAGAGUCGCAAUAGAGAAGAUCCAGAACGAAAUCCAGAACGAAUAUAAUAAAGAUGUUGAGUUGCACUUUAUUAAACUUGAUUUAGGUGAUUUGUCUACGAUUAAGCAAACAGCGAACGAAUUCUUGAAAAAAGAAAAUAGAUUGGAUAUUAUCAUCCAUAACGCAGGUGUUAUGACUCCUCCUAUGGGAUCCAAGACAGCUCAAGGGUACGAUUUACAAUGGGGUACUAAUGUUCUUGGGCCAUUCUUAUUGCAAAAGUUUUUGGAUGCACUUUUCAUUCAAACUUCUAAAAAGAAUCCACCGAACUUAAGUCGCGUUGUAUGGGUAUCAUCUACUGCUCAUUUCAGUGCUCCUGCAAAUGGGGGAAUAUACUGGGACGACUUGAAUUUUGCAGAUCCAUCAAAAAAGUAUGCAAAUGGUGAAAUAUAUGGCCAAUCAAAGGCUGGUGUUAUAACGAAUGCAAUCCAGUGGUCAAAAAGAAAUUCCAACGGUAAUAUAACUUCCGUAAGUCUAUGUCCUGGUGGAUUGAAAACUGAUUUACAAAGACAUUUGCCAGGAAUUGUUAGAUCUCUUUUGAACUGUAUCUUGUAUGAUGCGGUUUUUGGUGCUUAUACUGAGAUGUUUGCGGCUGUGUCACCUGAAGUAACUGAAAAUAAUGAACACAGAAUGAUUAUUUCUUUUGGUAGAUUUGGAAUAAUAAGAAAAGAUAUUGAUGAAGGUGCAAAUGGAGAGAACGGAGAGAAGUAUUGGAACUACGCGGAGAAGGAGGUUUCAAAGUACCUUUAA
Debaryomyces fabryi is the source of this 1005-nucleotide messenger RNA. RefSeq lists its product as uncharacterized. The coding region runs from base 1 to 1005 and encodes 334 amino acids. The transcript has a single exon. NCBI's taxonomy places the organism in Eukaryota, Fungi, Ascomycota, Pichiomycetes, Serinales, Debaryomycetaceae. The record is from RefSeq and is a predicted model, not a curated record.